AUGAUAGCUUUGCAUUUGAUUAAAGGUGAGUGUGAGAUUGUGUGCGUUGCCCCCUCCUCUGGGCGGGUACCGGCGACCGACCAAUUGGGUCGAGCGGCGCGCGACGCCGGUCCAAAGUCACUCAACGCGGCGCUGCUGCCGUUGCCGCACGCUACGUUCCGCUCCCGCUCCGGCCGUGCUGCCCCGCCGCCGCCAGUACUAAGCCAUGACCUUAAUCCUUUGACUCAUUACACCGACUUACUGACACCGCAGCGCACUUACACUUCUACACUGCUUGCACACUCGCCUCUUGUAUCUGACCCUCCUAAAACUGCCACAAAAACUGUACACGGUUUCAACAAACUAGUUUGA
Molecule: messenger RNA, 351 nt
Organism: Spodoptera exigua (beet armyworm)
Lineage: Eukaryota; Metazoa; Arthropoda; Insecta; Lepidoptera; Noctuidae
Source: the annotation of a GenBank genome assembly